CUGAACCAGCUGGGUUGGAUUGAGUUUUCUCUUCCUGAUUCCGUAGUAUACUAUGUUCACCCCACCCUCCGGGUGACAACCGACAUGGAGUUGCGGAACAACAAGAAGCUAGAUCUAGUCACAUCCUACUUUGACAGCUAUAAAGACGACCUUGCUCCACCUACUGGGAUGGAGCUGUGGCUGAGGGAGGGCGCUCGGAAGAAGAAGCGGGAUCCUCCCCUUGUGGGGUGGUGGAUCGAUCAUAAGAGUCGAAGAGUGUCGUCAGAGCUACCGAGGAAAGGUCCCUCGAGACUGGGGCGAAAUGAUGAAGACGCUUUGGAUAUGGAAUAUCGGUACUGGGCUUUCAUGGAGGCGCACCCUGCGCACAGCCCACUUCCUGCGAAUGCACACGGGGAAGCCAUGAAUGCUCUCAUAUGGGCAUGGACAGAUCAUCUGCUUCCUUCUCGACAAACAACUUCAGCGCCUUUCAGUCAACAUGAGUACCAAGAGCUCACUUCUUUACUUCGUGGAGGUACGUUUCGCUGCCCAGAGUACGGCAUAUCUCUGAGGCUCUUUCCAGAAAUCACUACCGAGAAUGGAAUGCAAAUUACUCGGAUCGUCUGCAGGAUCCAUCUUCGAAUGAUUCAUUGGCGUCAAGUGAAUUUCCGUCCCAACAGGCCUCUUCCCCAUGAUGCGACCAGUCACUCUUUACGUCUGCCUACACGUCGCAAUCAGCUGGGCCGCGCUCUAGUCGACUUUUGUAUCUCCUGCCUAUGUCUCGGCAUUCCAUAUAUCUUUUACAACCGCUCGCAGCAUCGAGGAAUAGACGAAGAAGGCGGCAUUCGAAGUGCUGCGCCGAUGCUGGUGAUCGGCGCCUGCACUUGUCUUGUAGCGGCGAUUGUUCUGAGUGCCUCGGUGACUUUUCUUUCCUUACCAGGGCUGGACAAUGUCGCACGGGCUGUGGGGCUUCUCACCGUGCUCUUUUCUGCAUUUUCUUUGACUUCGACGGUUGUCGCCAUAUUCAAAUAUAAGAGUGAUGCAGAGAGUGCUGUAUCUUUUAUAAGUGGCGAAGGUCUGAUGAUCAUUUCUCGACGACAUAUAUUAUUCUCUUUGCCGAUAGUUUUCUUGGCCUAUGCGAUUAUCGGGUUCGUUGCGGGCAUCGUGCUUUAUUCUUUGAGAGGAGUGUCCGUCACCGGUUCAACCAUAGUGGAACACCACUUUCAGGAAUACACACGAUGGACCGUGGUAGGAUUCCUUGGUGGUCUUCUGGGUAUCUUGACGACAUCCAUUGUUCUCAUGAAGCAGUGA
Molecule: messenger RNA, 1287 nt
Organism: Guyanagaster necrorhizus
Lineage: Eukaryota; Fungi; Basidiomycota; Agaricomycetes; Agaricales; Physalacriaceae
Exons: 6
Source: RefSeq, a predicted model, not a curated record